Symbiodinium necroappetens is the source of this 3639-nucleotide messenger RNA. Lineage: Eukaryota; Dinophyceae; Suessiales; Symbiodiniaceae. The record is from the annotation of a GenBank genome assembly.
AUGCUCCACCUCUCCACUAAACAUUUGAACAACGACGACUUGGCCCGACUCCAAGCACCAGGCAGGACGAACUUUGUCCCAGUGCCCUCACUUCCAGGCGUGCCCUCCAACGCGAACCCUGGAAACUGCUCGAGCUGUGGGAACGACUACGCGGAGGGUGCUCGAUUCUGCCGUGACUGCGGCCUUGCAAAACCCUCCCAGGCUGCCUUGGUGUCUGUGCGGAACGAGGUGCCCCGGUCAGAGAUCAAGAGGAACGUGUCGUUUGGGCCUACCUCAGUCUCUGACCUCUCCGCACAGGCCUCGCAGGCCCUGCCCAAUGCACCGCCAAGGUUGAUCGCCCGUUUGCAGGAGUUGGAGCUUGACAGCCUGCUUGCUCUCUGCGAGCGUUUGGAGGGCCGUCUCUCCAAACCGAAGAGGUCAAACAGGAUCAAAGCCUCUGAAGCAGAGCUGGAUGACCUUUGCGAGUCGUUGGUCGACCCGGAUGCCACGCCAUCUCCACAAAUACGUCAGCAACAGCAGCAGCAACAGCAGCUGAGGUAUUUGACCCAGUUGCGUGAAGCCAAGCAAGCUGCAGCCGAAGGGUUCGCGCCCCCACCAACGAGCACUACGAGACCGAUCUUGAGAUCAGAUGCACCGGCUCCUGCCAUACAAGCUCCGACUCCGUCACCUUCACCUUCUACGCAGGUGCCUUCAACUUCGGUUGGCACUUCUCCAGAGCCUCCAGAUGGACAAAAGAGCAUUCCAGCUUCGAAGCAGGAGGUUCUGGAUGCCUUGCUCCUAGAGCUCAACGAGUUGCUCGAAAAAGCACCAGCCCAAAGCCAACUGCCUACCGCAAGCAGCGGCCCCAGCCUCUGCGGCAGCCCGACGCCCAAGCCCGAGCCCAGUCCGAAGCCGGCGAAAGCGGGCGCUAUCGCGAACUCUGCCGGGCCUCUCCCGGUGGAGGAGCAGGCGAUCUUGAAACCAGCAAAGCCAUCCGCUGCAUUCAUCGACACGGUCUCCAUGCUGCAGGACGGGUUGAGGACCUUGGUGGAGAGGUUCUCCGACGAAGUUGCACAAGCGAGUGCAGAGCUAAAAGCAGAAAAUGAACGUUUGUUGGCUGAGAUUGCAGAGUUGCGGAUGCAGCCUCGUGAUCCUGUCACAAUCCUCAGUGCACCGCAGCGGAUAGAGGCCGAAUCUCCGGCCGAAGCGAUCUUGGGGCCCGCAGAAGCGGAGACGCCCAUGGCCAUGGCCACAAGGAUGCAGCCCGAGCUCGCAGUGCGAUUCCAGGCCCAAGAGCAGCGGAUUGACAUCCCGGGCGGGCCGCCCGAGCAGGCGCCCGAAUGCCCGGAUUUGGAUCCUCCGGAAGCGGAAGGCCGCGAAGGCCGCGACGAGGGCUCAGGCGGCGGGAGUCUUCCCAGCUUCGCGGCUCGCAGCCAGUGGGUGCAGGAGCUCCAGCCGGGUCAGGCAGACUGGGGGGAGAAUGCCGAAGAGUUCGAGAAGGCCACAAGGCCCCUCAGGUGCUCCUGCGUGUGCCUGCACGAGCUCUCCCGGAAGAGGAUGCUCUGGGACCUUCUCGGCCUACUUCUGCUGAUCUAUGACUUGGUGAUGACACCGUGGCAGGUAGCUUUCGGGCAGGUGGGCACAGUAUCAGAGGUCAUGACCUGGGUGCUCCCGGUGUAUUGGGCCAUCAACAUCUUCAUGACCCUCUUUUGCACCAGCUUCUCCUCCGGGGGUGUGUUGCAUUCGAACCGAAAAGCCAUGGUCUGGAGGUAUCUGACACAGGGCUUCCUCCUCUUGGACCUGCUGACGACCCUCCUGGACCUGGCGGUGCUCACGACUUUCUACGACCUCCCACAGUCCGCCUACCAGUCCCUCCGAAGUUUGGUCCUGAACAAAGAUGUUUACCUUGCCAUCCAAGCUGCCCGUCUCCUUCGCAGCGUCCGGGUGAGCCGAAACCUACUCGGCGUCCGGGCCCGCAUCCGGUCGGAGCUGUGGCGUGCAUUGGGCACCAUGGCCUUCAGCACUCUGCUGCUGCUUAUUGGUGCCCACAUCAUCGCAUGUGCCCUCUAUUAUCUUGGGUCGGCCACCGGCGGCAAUGAGAACACGUGGCUCCUUGAGUACUCGCAGAUCCAGCAACAGGAGGACAGCAUCUCCAUGUACCUCAGUGCGCUGCUCUGGGCUUUGGCACAGCUGACGCCGGGAUUGGGGCCGAGUCCCGUGAACCCGAAGAGCGUGCCUGACAUGAUCCUCUCUACGACGGUUCAUGUCCUUGCACUCCUUGCCUGCAUUAGCCUUUUUGCGCAGGGGGGUAUGUUGGUAAUGCGUCUGCGGGAUGCCCGUGGAGAGUGGGCCAACCGCCAACUGGCCUGCAGGGCCUAUCUGAACACAUGCAAGUCCAGUGGGGCCCGGGUGCCUCAGCGAUUGCAGUGCCACAUUCUGAGCUGGUUGGAGUUGGAGCCCGAGCCUCGCAAGGCCAUGGCUCCUGGACCUCGGUUCUUGGGCUGGUGCGGCCCCCGGAGCCUCGGCUUCGACGCUUGGCACCCGUGGCUUCCCUCCGAGAGCAGGUCGCCCUUGGCUCUCUUACCGCCUCUGAUUCAGCAAGAGCUUCUCCAGGAGUUGGCGGCACCCUUCUUAUCCCUCCAUCCCUUCUUUCAUGAGCUCGACGUGGCCCACCCUCAGGCCCUUCGGCAAGUUAUUGAUUGCUUCCAACAGUUCUUCUACAGCCCCAUGCAGCCCAUUUUCCGUGCUUUGACCAAUGCCAGCAAGCUGCACAUGGUGACCCGCGGCUCUGCGACGUACUUGCUGGACCCCGCCAGUCGCGCGGGGGCCAGCAAACGACUCUCGCGGGCACCCGUCAAAGUGAAGCUCGGCCAGCAUAUCUCGGAAGGAGGGCUUUGGUUGGAAGCUUGGCAACAUCAGGGUGUGUUGACGGCCGAUGGCAUUGAAGACGCAUCCUGCGAAGUGCUGGUCUUGGAUGAGCAGAGCUUCGGCCAUCUCCUGCGUCGCAGUCCGGGGGAGCUUUGGCAGGCAGCUGCGAGCUAUGCUCGGGCCUAUGCCAAACGGGCCGCAGAGCGAGUUACACUGACAGACUUAGAUGGAGACCUGGAGAGCCUGGUGAAGAUUACGGACGAGGCCUUCGCGGACGCACUCCGCUACCUCGCACAUGAAGCCGAGCAAGAUCCCACCGGUGAAGCCAUCGGGCCGGAGUCAGCUUACUGCUCAUACAACCAGCUGCUUUCGCUUGGAAAGCCCUCGUCGAAGGUGGGCCGUGGCAUGGGUGCGACUUGCUGUGCGGAGCGGGACAGGGAGGCCCAGGGUGGAAAUAAAGAGGAGAAGAGGAUUGAUCCGGCGGAUGGAAAAGCAUACAGUUUCAACCAGAUCUCCAAGUUCUACAGAGGAGUAUACAGCAAGCACGACAUCCAGACCUACUGGGACCGGAGUUGCAUGAAGAUUUCGGGCCUGGACCUGUCGCCCGACGCUGUGGAGGUAAUGAAGGCGCGAGGCAUCGAGUCUGAAGUGGGUUCAUUCUGGAACCUUCCUCCGUGCACGACAUACGACACCAUGCUGAUGCUGAUGAACACCGCAGGGGUGGCCGGCACCUUCGAGCGUCUCUCGGCUGACUCGAUUCUUUGGGCAUCGGAGAUGUGGGGCAAGGUUUGA